AUGUCUUCCUGUGUCAUAGUUCAUUCGCUAGCGGAAACAACACGGGGAUCAGUGCAACCGGGUGUCCACCUUAUCGCCUACGAUUUCGACACAAAUCCUAGGACUUUACAAGAUUCCAUCCAAGCCACGACAAGCAGAAGCUCGGUGCGCAACUGUGGCCUGAAUAUUCAGUGUGCCGAUGGGCGAUUGGCGCUUACAAAUGAUCCGAAUACAGUUGUUGAUACAAAAGGCGUUCUCCGACGUGGCUCUCCUUCACGUCGUUUUUUCGCGUGGUUGAUCGGUGAACGUCUAGCCGAUGGAUCGUUUCUCGAUUUUUUCUUGAUAAAACCGAUCGAAAAUUGUGCCCAACUUGGCGUCAUCCUUCAAACGUUGACAGGGAAAAAGGUGUCAGUCCGUUUCAUUCCGCGAUUCACCGCCACAGAUUUACAGCCGCACAAUAGACGAAUCGUCGCCGUUUACUUCAAACUGACCUCUUCGUCAUCGUCAUUGAGAGAGGGUGGUGGUGGGAGAAGUGGAGUUGAGGCCGAACUCUCGAGAGUCCCUUCCGCCAUCGCCAACUAUGAGAGGAUACGGGUUGUCGGGAAAGGUGCUUUCGGAGCAGCGGUGCUGUAUCGAAGACGAGAGGACGAGUCACUAGUCAUUAUCAAAGAAAUCUCAAUGCAUCAGUUGGCCGCGACAGAAAGGCAAUUAGCGAAGAACGAGGUUGACGUGCUUGCUCGCCUCGAGCACCCACACAUUGUCAGCUAUUUCGACUCGUUUGAGGAAGAUGGGCUACUCUUGAUCGAGAUGGAGUACGCUGAUGGAGGAACUCUUGCCCAAUUUCUUUCGGCGUGCACGGAUUUUGUCGGCGAGGACACAGUGACCGCACUGUUCGAGCAAAUUUUCUCCGCUGUUGCCUAUUUGCAUGAAAAUAAAGUACUACACAGAGAUCUAAAGACGGCUAAUAUCUUUUUGACACAAGAUGGCGAUGUAAAGAUUGGAGAUUUUGGGAUCAGCAAAUUGAUGGGCGCUGAAACGUUAUCAAAGGGCGCGACAACCCUCGUCGGCACACCGCACUACCUGAGCCCAGAGAUGGUAAUCUUU
Messenger RNA from Mesorhabditis belari, 1083 nucleotides. The record is from the annotation of a GenBank genome assembly. NCBI's taxonomy places the organism in Eukaryota, Metazoa, Nematoda, Chromadorea, Rhabditida, Rhabditidae.